Molecule: messenger RNA, 741 nt
Organism: Heterobasidion irregulare TC 32-1
Lineage: Eukaryota; Fungi; Basidiomycota; Agaricomycetes; Russulales; Bondarzewiaceae
Exons: 3
Coding region: 1-741 (246 amino acids)
Source: RefSeq, a predicted model, not a curated record
AUGCUCUUACGAGCUUCCAAAUGCAGGCUCGGACGUGACAGCAUCGACCAUCACCAGGAAGGUACUCCAACACGUGUCUUCCGGGGAACAUUCCACUCAGAGAAGACGUUCGCCUCGCUGCAACAGUUGCAAUAUGCGCCGGACGCUCGGGCCGCGUGCCCCCGAUGCAGGCAGGGUCUGUUGCUUAUUGCGGGCCCCUGUGGCUGGCGGCGCCGCCCUGCGGACGUGAGCGACGGCCCCAUAUACGACAGAACGGAGGGCUUGGGAACACGCCGCGCCGCGCCGCGCGACGUCGUGAGUGUUGCCUGGACCGCGCACCGCGAGGAGUUCAUUAACGGGCGACGUGCGCGAUGGUGUGGGCCAGCGCCGCACGCCCAAUCCAGCCGCGUCGAAGCUCAGACCUGCACGCACAGAGCAGCGGCCUCGUCGUCGUCCCACGAAGGCGCUGACCGUCGUCCCGUUUCACGCAAACCCGAACACGCUGCGCCUCUUUGCUCACAUCCGUUACCGCCGAGGCGCAGCAGCGCCGGGAGCAGUCUGGAGAAAGUGGGGCAGGGGCGGGGCCUGACGCGGCGGGGCGGGGCAGGGCAGGGCGGCGUCGUAUCGAAGCGUAAGUAUCGAGAGCGCGAGGCCCGACAAACCCCGACGGCGGCACGCGCCGAUGUCGUGAUCGUCACGUUUAGCCGCGGCGAUAUCACGGGCCCCAGCUCGACCGAUAUUCGCGCCCUCAUAGACUUCUAA